AAAUAACUAGAUCGUGGCGUAAAGCCAGACAUCUAUCUAUCAGUUAAUAUUGGUCAGCUUUAUGUACAUUAUAUUUUAGUUUAUUUACAUAAAUAUAUUAAGUUUAAUAAUAUAAUUAGUUGUUGAAACAGUUAAUUAAAUGAAGGUAUUUCUUUGGAGCUAUUUCACGGAAAGUAUUACAAUUCUCAAGAUUGCCUAACUGAAUGUUAUGCCCGAAUCAUCUGGCAACAUUGAGGAGAUACACCACUCCCUAAAGGCCACACUUGGCCGUGGUCAUUCUGAUCUUGAUCAUGAUGUUGUGGCAGCUUCUAAACGGGUAUUGCUUGAGAAUAUUGCAUUUGUACCAGCCCAGACUCCAUAUACAAUGCAGCGUGAUGUUUUAAAAGCAAAAUACAUAUCUUUAAACCCUCCUAUCUCAGGAUGGGAAUUAGGGGACAAGUCACAACAGACCCCAAAAGAGCAAAUUAACAAAAAUAUGAAUAACCUGUCUAGUACUGAAAAAAAUAGUGAUGGCCUUCCAACACCAAAAGUAGUUCUUUAUCCAGAAGAAAAAGUUAAAAUGGAGUGGACAAGGAUGACUAGAAUAGGUGCUGGUCUUGUUAACAUGGGCAACACUUGUUUCUUUAAUUCAACUCUGCAGUGUCUUACUUACACAGCCCCUCUUGUCAACUACUGUUUCAGCAAUGACCACAGAGAUAAAUGUAAGAGAAAAGAUUUUUGCAUGAUGUGCGAGAUUCAAAGCCAUAUAAAGAGCUCUUUGGAUUGCGGUGGAAGGUCUAUCAAGCCACAUUCAAUACUGCAAAAACUGAGAUGUAUUGCUAAACAUAUGAAGUGGGGAAGGCAGGAAGAUGCCCAUGAAUUCCUUAGAUUUGUUGUUGACCACUUGCAGCAGUCUUGCUUAAAUGGAGAGACCAAACUUGACCAGUUUAGUAAAGAUACAACUGUUAUAAAUCAAAUUUUUGGUGGAUAUCUUAGGAGUCAAGUAACCUGCUUGCGCUGUCAUGCCAAAUCAAAUACUUUUGAUCCAUUCAUGGAUAUUAGUUUGGAUAUUAAGGGUGUCAAUACAGUUGAAGAAGCAUUGGCCAAGUUUGUCAAGCCAGAAACAUUGGAGCAAGAAAAUGCCUACAAAUGUCCAAAGUGCAAACACAAAGUGAGGGCACAGAAGUGUUUUUCUAUACAAAAAGCUCCAAAUGUUUUGACUCUGCAAUUGAACAGGUUUGACUUUCAUCGGCAUCUCUCAGGAAAAAUCAAUCGUUUUAUAAAGUAUCCAGAAAAAAUAAAUUUGAGGAGUUAUAUGAGCCAAAAACAGGGUGAGCCAAUUUUCUAUCAUCUAUAUGGUGUUCUGGUUCAUUCUGGUCAUAGCAGCGAACAUGGCCACUACUACAGUUACGUAAAGUCUCCAAGCAAGACAUGGUAUUGCAUGAAUGACUCAAUGGUCCAUCAAGCUCCAUUUAAUAAUGUCUUCAAUGCUGAUGCUUAUGUGCUUUUUUAUGCUCGGAUCAACAAAAAUGUUGUUAGUUCAACAAGCCACACUCCCCCUGUUAAGAGCCCAUUUAUAGGCCCAAUACUUCCAAAUCAUCAGCCGUCUAACAGUGGAAUUAAUGGAAUUCAAGGGAAACCUACCAGUGAGCUUGGCACACCUAUAAAGCGACAAGAAUCUUCAAGUGGAAUAACUAAUGGACAAAAGAGUGCCCCAGUUCAGACUAAUAACAGUUGGUUACCUGCUGCACAUACGAGAAUAAGCUUUCCUAUUGUGAAACCAAAUGAGGUAGUACAGGAUGAUGGGAAAAGGAUUGUUCUACAGAUCAAGCAUGGUAACUCUACUACAAUGGAGAAGUCACCUGAUGGGAAAUCUAAAGUUGUGAACGGCCUAUCUUCACAUACUGCUCUUGUUCCUUACAACAGUGACUCAGAACAAGAAGACACACCUGUCUCUGUACCUGACAAAAAAACACAGCAUCAGGUUUCAGGAGAAAAGGAUUCUAAAUUAGCAACUGUAUCUAGUUCAUUGUCUUUUUCCUCCAAAAUUGCAACAAAAAUGACAGGAGAAGGAGAUGCUAAACUGCAAGCCCAUGAGCCCAAUUCACUACCAUCUGCUUCUUCCAAAAUUGUCGUUAAAAGGGCUGGAGAUGGCACCUCUUCAUUGUCUUCUCAUGACUCACCCAAGCCUGUAAUAAAAGUGACUGGACAUGGAGAUGCCAAAACUCUAACACUUGAAUCUAGUUCACCAUCCUCAUCUUCCACAAAGCUAGGUAUAAAAAUGACAGGAGCACCAGAUGCCAAAGUAUUGUCUGAAGAGAAAGAUGUCUCCAUCUUGUCAAACAAACAUUCCUCCAAAACACCACCCUUAAUACUUCCUGUCUCCCCUUCUAGUAGUAAUAAAAUAAAAAGCACAGGUGGUAGCUGGUUGAUUCAGUCCCAAGAUUGUGCUCCCAGCCCUAGGGGAUCAUGCUCUAGUUCAAACAGUGUCAAUUCAACAACUGAAUGGACAGUAGAAUCAAAAGAAGUCAAUAAAGUGUCUAGUUCAGUAUCAGACAAGUGUACACCUGCUGAUUUACACAAACAUUCUCAUACAGAAAAAACAGUUGGUUCAUCUUCUGGCAGCUCAUCAGAUACUUCAAGUAAAAAGAAAAAGAAACACAAAAAGAAAAGUAAGAAGGAAAUGAGAGAUUCAUAUAGAAACAAGAAAAAACAUAAAAAGCAGAGCGGUACAGAUUACAAAAAGAAAAGCAAAUACAGGAAAGAAAGCAGCAGUGAGAGUGAGGAUGGCUACGAGUGGGUUGAAAAAACUAAAGAAACAGCACCUUUUCUUAACAACAGGGUUCAGCCAUGGAAUUUGCAUAUCAAAGAUGAUAUUGCACCAAAAAAAGAAAAUAAAACUAGUGAUUUUAAGACUGGUUGGGAUGGAAGUCGCCCUACCAAAGUGGCAACAGAAUUACAAGGAGACAGCUUUUCAUUUGGCAGUACAGUAUUAUCUUGGGAAGGUGGCAAAAACCACAUUGAGGAAGUUGUUAAAAGUAAGAAACGUCAUUGGUCAGAUGAUUACAAUGAUGAUAUAGAUUCUGGAAAGGUAAAAAAAGUCAAGAAAGUAAAAGAAACUUUUCUGGCAGACAACCCAUUUCAAAUGGUGCAGUCUGACAAAAUAAAGGCACAUGGAGGCUCAUGGAAUCAGGAUCAUAGAUACCAAUGGCCAGAUCAUAGAAGAAUCUCCACAUCUUAGUAUGCUCUGUACAUCAUGUUUGCAUUGAUUUUUAUGUGCAUAUGUUAAGCUGACAGCAAUUGGUUUUGUUCUCUUCUAUUGCAACUAUUUAAGAAAUUGUUUUACAAGAUUCAAUAUCAACCGUAACACAUUACAUUUAUUAAAUGCAUGCAUUUUUUUUUACGAAGAAAAAAGAAAUGAGCAAACUGUUUGUGAUUAAAAGUAAGGCAUCGCUAUGUCUUUUAUGUUAUAGCAUUUUAGUGGGGAGGAAUGUGCAAGCAAAAUUUUGCACAAAUGAGUGGGGACAUCUAUAUAUUAUGUAAAUAAAGGACUGAGAAUUUCUAUACAUAUGUACAUAACUUAGUUGGGGGCAAGUUCCCACAUAUUGUACAUAUUGGGGAGGGGGAAGUGUCCCCAUAAUGUACAUAGGGGAGGGCAGGGGGUUGUUUAAAUUAUGUAAAAUAAAUAGAAACAACUUUUAUUGAAAGUAUGGCAACUUAUGAAAUGCCUUUUCCUAUUGAUUGUUAGUAUCACUGUUUACAACUGUAUAUAACCAUCAAUAGACUUGUCAAUAAUUAACAGUCAUGUUCAUGUAUUUCAGAAUUUAAAUUAAACAUUUUGCUCUUUACUGUAUGCCCUGGUUAAGCAUCAAACAUUUUAACUCAUUCAUGUAAACUUUGGAUACAAAUAAAGUAUUUU
Messenger RNA from Physella acuta, 3898 nucleotides. RefSeq names its product ubiquitin carboxyl-terminal hydrolase 36. Gene Ontology annotation, cellular component: cytosol; nucleus. Gene Ontology annotation, molecular function: cysteine-type deubiquitinase activity. Gene Ontology annotation, biological process: protein deubiquitination. The record is from RefSeq and is a predicted model, not a curated record. Lineage: Eukaryota; Metazoa; Mollusca; Gastropoda; Physidae.